AUGAACAGCGAGGAGGGCCGAACUAGCGAGGGCAGCAGAAAUGGCAGUACCACCCGCAGAAACAACAAGGGGAAGAAGAAGGGAGCUGGUGUUGCGGGCCCCACUGCGACUCCGCUGCACAACAAUGUGCCCGUAGUACCCCUGCUGUCCACGGCCUUACCGCUAGCCCCGGGAGGGACAGCGACAGAGGAGGAGGACGGAGAGGAGCUUUGUUUUAUUUGCGCCGACACAGUUACGUGGUAUGCAAUUGGGGAGUGCAACCACAAAGUCUGCCACCUGUGUUCGUUGCGGUUGAGGGCUCUAUACAAACAAAAGUCUUGCGCGCUCUGCAAGACGGAACUCCACGACGUUGUGUAUACGAAAAACCCGGAUGCGCUGUUCCAAGAUUUCAAUCUCAGAAAAAUGCCCGCUUAUGAUCAUCGGCUGAGGAUAUAUUUCGAAUCGUCAGAAAUCCAGGAAGACGUCAUGAUUUUGUUGCGGUUCAACUGUCCGGACCCCUCAUGUGAUGUGUCAUGCACCGGUGGUUGGGGAGAGCUCAAGGAACAUGUAAAAAAGGGGCAUGGGAUGCUUAUGUGCAAUCUCUGCACACGCCAUAAGAAGCUUUUCACGCACGAGCACACAUUGUAUACGAAGGCCACCUUGGACCGGCACAAUAAGCUGGGUGAUCCGGACGAUCCAUCUUUCAAAGGACAUCCAACAUGUGGUUUCUGUCGAAACAACUUCUACGGACAAGACGAACUCUUUGAACACUGUCGGGAGAAGCACGAGCAAUGCUUCCUCUGUCAGCGAAAUGGUGUGCGAAAUCAGUACUUCCAAAACUACGCGGAGCUGGAAUCGCAUUUCCGCUCCGAUCACUUCCCAUGCUAUGCGCCAGAAUGCUUGGAAAAGAAGUUCGUCGUGUUCAAUUCGAACAUCGAUUUGAAAGGGCAUGAGCUGGAAGAGCAUAGUUCUGGGAAAGCAAAGGCGAAGGGACAGGCGAUCGAGUUGAACUUCACAUACACUGGUUCGGCCGAGAGGGACUUCGGGCGGGAUCACUCCAAGCGGUCUUCCGCCAAGCGUGGGGGACGACAGGGCAACGAUAGGGAUGGUCAAAGGGAGGGAGAAGGCUCGUCCCGAAGUGGGGCCAACAAUUUCGGACCAGGUAGCGCUCCCGACCAUCAGAUUGGUAACGGAAUGCAGCGUCUACGACCGCCGCCUGGGUUUGGGUCGAAGCUUUCCGAACCAGAACCACCGGCCCAGGCUUCCUCAUCGUCGCCUACUCCGCAUCCAGCUGCGUCCCCACGUCCGCAAAUCCCAAGCAUGCCUACACCGUCUGAAGCAGCCGCUGGUUUAUCAGGAGCAGCUAAUGCAUUGUCCCAGCCAACUGGAUUUGCCAUAGGGCCGCCUGCAACCGUCGAGGGAGAAAUCAUGCAAAAAGUUCAACAACUCUUCCUCUAUUCCGCCACCAAGAUCGCCGAGUUCAAGUCUCUCGCCACAUCGUACCGCCAGUCGCUCAUCAACGCUGACGAAUUCGUCACCGGCUUCAUGUCACUCGCUGCUCAAAACAAGACCGGAAAGCACAAGAAGGACGCCGAAGCAGAAGCCGCCAAGAUCUGGCGGCGGAUGGCGGACACGGUCCCGGAUCCCGAGGAAGAACCCGAGGCGAACGUUGGCGGGAAGGGUAAAGGAAAGGCGCGCAGCAAGGGCGUGCCAUUAUCCCUCGGCCCACGCACGGGAGGUCGUCUGAAGAACGACAUGCUUCGCGCACUGAAUGACUGGAAAGUUUCUUCGGAAGAGUACCCCCUCCCUCGGCCGACCAUCCCAUCUUACGCCAAUUCUACCGCCACGCCGUCCGCGGUUCUCCCGCAUUCUACGACAAAGAUCCCGGCAUCGGCCGCUGCCCGUGUUCUGGUCAUCAAGAAGAACGCCACAAAGCAGAGAACUGCGACACGGGGCGGUGGUUUUGGUAACGCAUCUUCGGGAGCGACUGCCAGCGCGAAGGACUCGGUAUGGGAGCGGGUGUCACACGUCCCUGGGGCAAGCGCGCCACCAGAUAGUAACAGGAGCGCCACGCCCGUGACGUUCGCGGGUUCACAAGCGGGCGACGACGACGAUCGCCCUGCAACUCCGUCUGGUAACACGACAUCCACCCCGUCCGUCGCCUCAGCGUACAGCCACCCGACCUUGCAAGUGAACGACCGUGCCGCACCCGCACCGAAGCCCGCAUUCUCCAAGACGGUACAGUCUGGACGUAUAAUGGGUGGCGGCAACCGCGUCUCGGAUAACGAGUUUCCCGGCCUGCCCAAACGCGCACCCAAACCACCACCGCGCACCAUCAAUGGCCGGAUUGGCGGCAGCACGGCGUGGGGAGAAGACAGCAGUCAAGGAUCCGCCAGCGGUAGCGGGACCGAGAGUGGGAAGAAGAGCAAAAAAGGCGUUACGUUGAUGCAUUUCGGAUAG
Messenger RNA from Fimicolochytrium jonesii, 2439 nucleotides. RefSeq lists its product as uncharacterized. The record is from RefSeq and is a predicted model, not a curated record. Gene Ontology annotation, biological process: protein ubiquitination; rescue of stalled cytosolic ribosome. Lineage: Eukaryota; Fungi; Chytridiomycota; Chytridiomycetes; Spizellomycetales; Powellomycetaceae. The coding region runs from base 1 to 2439 and encodes 812 amino acids. Gene Ontology annotation, molecular function: ribosome binding; ubiquitin protein ligase activity. The transcript has 5 exons.